AUUCACAGAACAUGGCUCAGAUUUUUUUAUAAUUCAAAAAAAUCAAUCGUGCAGUGGGUUGUGAUAGCGAUCAUGAUUGAUGCAGCGGUAAUUCGUAUUUAUUACUCGAAAGAACACUACUCCCAGCAGAUUUGAAUCGGAUGUAAUUGGUAUAUACAAAAUAGUUAAGUAUUGUUCUGUUUGCCGAACUCAUCAUCAAUCGGCAGUAAUACGCUUUUGAAUUAACUAGCAAUUUUAGAAAAACGAAGUUAAGGUACCGGUUAAAGAAAACGUUUUUCGAAAGUAUUGGGCUUUGAUAUUUUGCUGGAAUAUGGACUUGCAGUCUACAGUUUUCUGAACUUCUACCAUGAUCGUCGCGUAUUAGUUUGGCAUACAGAGAGUCUCUGGUGGGGGAGAGCGAGAGAGAUGGCGGCGGGAGAGAGUGGUGCGAGCACGAUUCGAUGGAAUGAAAGCCAACGGAGGUUCGAGACGGAGGACGGGAAGGCUUACAUCCAAUACGCGCUCGUAAGGGAGAGCGAAGAGGGAGAAGGAAACCACAAUCCGAAGGUGGUGGCUAUGGAUCUGAUCCACACCUACGUGCCCAACAGCAAGAGAGGGCAGGGUGUUGCCGCCCACCUCUGCAACUUCGCCUUUAACCACGCCCAGGCCCACUCCCUGUCCAUCAUCCCUUCCUGCUCCUAUGUCUCCGAUACUUUUCUUCCUCGUAAUCCUUCUUGGAAUACCCUUGUAUAUGACAAGAACCUGAAAUCUUCAAUGUGAAUUUUCUGUUUCAACUGCACUGCAGCUGCCAAAACUUUGUUAGCAUUGUUCGGUUGGCCGACCAUGAACUUUUUUGUGCUGAGUUUUUGCAAUAUAUGUGCCAAUAAUUGUCUUUGAUUUUACGGGCAUCACAUGAAAGAGAAUGUACUUUGCUUGAGACAGUUGAGGUAAAUAUUUAACUGGCUGAUCAAAUAUAUAACUAAGUUAUAUUAUGAAUAUUUAA
Molecule: messenger RNA, 982 nt
Organism: Nymphaea colorata (pocket water lily)
Lineage: Eukaryota; Viridiplantae; Streptophyta; Magnoliopsida; Nymphaeales; Nymphaeaceae
Product: acetyltransferase At1g77540-like
Exons: 2
Coding region: 406-759 (117 amino acids)
Source: RefSeq, a predicted model, not a curated record